This is a messenger RNA of Coregonus clupeaformis (lake whitefish), 2717 nucleotides long. RefSeq lists its product as uncharacterized. Bases 691 to 1809 code for a protein of 372 amino acids. Lineage: Eukaryota; Metazoa; Chordata; Actinopteri; Salmoniformes; Salmonidae. The transcript is spliced from 5 exons. The record is from RefSeq and is a predicted model, not a curated record.
GUGUGGCUGAAAUAGCCAAAUACAGUAAUUUGAAGAGGUGUCCACAUACUUUUGUAUAUAUAGUGUAUUUGGACUCAAAUGUCACUGAUACGUACUUAACAUGUUUGCAUGUGAAACUACUUCUCUGGUUGGUGGGCUGCAUACAGUGCCAUGCAGAUCAGGUCCCAUCUAUGACUAAGUCGCUUUGGAUAAAAGCGUCUGCUAAAUGGCAUAUUAUUAUUAUGACUCCUGUAUUCUGCCUAUGUUAUUUGUUGAUGUGUUUGGCAUCUUUAACAAUAUCUAAGGGGGAUGAGAAAUGGUCUACUGCCAUUCAUGACACAGCAGUGACAUCUUGUGGAUAAAUUAAAUACAAGAUUUUGUUUAGUACACAUUUUCUCUCAGAAGGUGGUUUAUAAAAUGGCAUCUUUACAGACAAUUCCACAUACAAAUAAACAUUUUCCAGAAUAUCUACUUGAAGGUUAAAAAGUAAAUAUAUAAAUAUGAAACUGUCUGUUGCCAGGGCAUUUCGAGUCAUGGUGUCCACUAAAAAUAGUUUCACCUUGCAACAUGGCAUAGUCUGGCAGUCCUAACAGUGCCUGGUCAAAUAUCCCUGUCCAGUGUCAACUCCACACUGCUGGUUGUGGGAGGAACUCAACCCCUUUCCCCCUGCUCCUACUUCUCUCCUUGUGCCUGUAUCUAUCUCCCAGGAAAAUGAAAUAUGCAAAUAACAGAGAUAUGAAGCACCCUCUAGUAAGGAUGAGAAAUGUUCAUUCCCAGUCCUCUCUGGGGAGUGACACCGACUCACAGCCUGUCCUGAAAGAAGAGGAGGAAGAGGACGUAACGAUAGAGGAGGAAGAGGAGCAGAAAGGUGACGUAUUGACAGACUCCGAGCUGGAUCCAGAGUUGCCUGAGGAGUAUUACCAUGGCCUGGAGGACCUGAGGUGGAACCUGAGCUCUCUAGAGAAAGCUGUAUAUCUCGCCCUGCCACCGUGGGUCCAGGGAGCAUUGCUGUGUAACCUCAUGGCUAAAUGUGGCGUAAACAACUCAUUCUUCCCAGCCCGUCUGCUGUCUUACCUGCUGCUGCCCUACACACUGCCAGCCUCCAUCUUCCUCCAUGUCAACUACAGGGUGCUGUGUUGGCUCCGCCAAGUCCCAGGGAAGUGGCUGUGGCAGGGUGUCGAAAUGGCCAUGCUGUUUCUUCUAAAGCUCUCUGACCCCAGGAAGAACCUCGUGCACAGGUUGUGGCCCUCUGGUCCUGUGAGAUUUUGGCCCGGUGGUCCUGCCAGGUUAUGGCCCUGCAAUCCUAUCAGGUUGUGGCCCUGCAAUCCUAUCAGGUUGUGGCCCUGCAAUCCUAUCAGGUUGUGGCCCUGCAAUCUUAUCAGGUUGUGGCCCCUACGCUUUCUGGCGUCUGCCAAAGAAACACAUACACAGUCUAAGAGUGCAGAGGAUCCUCCUCCACAGCAGCGCCGUCGCUCCGUCCUGCGGUUCCAGCUCUCCACCACCAGCACCCAUUACACAACCGAGACCCCCAACACCCCAACCGAGAGCCACCCUGACCCCCUGGGCUUCUCCCUCCUCUUCAACCUGGAACUAGCGAUGGACAACCAGCCCAAUCAGCCCAACAACCAGUCUCUACUCCAUCACAGCGAGAGGCUGCUGCCACUGGAGUAUGGCCCCUGCAUAAAUGAAGAGGAGACCCUGGCCUCCCCACACAUCUCCUACAUAGGGGUGGAGGAAGAGGAGGAGAGGAUGUCACAGGGAGGGGAUGAGGUGGAGGAAGGGUUAGCUCUCCUCCACAGCCUUCCUAUGGAGUGUGCCAAUACUGGCUAAUGUUGGCUGACUUUAGGGUCAGGAGUUUUUCCUGAUCAGGUCACAUGGUUAGGGAUGUGAUUUUCUCAGCAGAUGAAUAGCAGACCUAAGCAUGCCUGUAUCCAAUUCAAAACUAGUUUGUACUUUGAAGUAUACUGUAUGUUGAACCAGAUUAGUGAAGUCAACUCUCAUGUGCCGCAUGAGGCAAUAAGCACAAAAGCCCUCUUUCUGCUACGCUCUUCCAUUCUCACUCCAGGAUGCACAGUGACGGGAAGGAAUGAUGAUCAGGGUACAGUCCCUCUUAGUCACAUCACAUAGUCAAAACAACUCCCUCAUCAUAUCCCUUAUCAGCUGACUUCCAGGUAAAGUAGUAGGUAUUACUUAUAUUGUAUUAGAUUUAUGAUGUAUUUUAUGACAUUGUAUAUGCAUGGCUCCCUUGUAAAAGAGACACUGGUCUCAAUGGUGACUCCCUGAUUAAAUAAAGGUCAAUAAAAAAAAAAACACUGUAGCAGUCAGACUUAAGACAUGUAAUGACUGUGGCCAAAGUUCCACAGUAUUACACCUGAACUAGUUUAAUCAGAUUACUUUCAGGUAUUUGAUCGUUGGUAUUGUUCAUCAAGUGAGUGCCAGUCCUAUGAGUGGGGGGCUACCCGGCAGAGAUGCAAAUCACAUCUUGAACGGCAAACUCCAUUCGCCCACUGGCGGUAGGAAUUUAUAGCCUUGGGUAUAAGAAAGGAGUGAAAUAGCAAGCAGGAGGACAUAUUUUGCUAUAUGGUUACUAUCAGUGUUUGAUAGGAUCCUAAUCAACACCAUUAUUUUGUUAGAUGAAUACUAAUAGCUUUAGAUUGAGACAAUGUUAAAGCCUUUUUCACCUUGACCAACUGUUUUGCUGAGGUUAAGUGGAACUUGGUUCAUUUAAUAAAAGUACG